GACCUGCCACUGUUGAAGACUUUAACUGGUACCAAGUCAAAUAAUGCGCAAGGAUAUUAUCCAUUCCACAACGCGUCCACCGUAUUCGGAUACACCAAGGAGAUGGGGCCAGAUGAAGCGGUCAUCGUGUUUCAUAACGUAGCAGAACACAGCUGGCCAGACAACCUCAAUUAUUCAAUCCGAAUGAAGAACCAGUUCAUGACAGACGGACCACUCUCUGAUGGCGAGGAGUACAACGUGAUUCCACUGCCUCAUAAACAAUAUGGAACAAUAUACAAGUCGUUCAUGCGACUCCAAUGGGCCGUAGACACCAGCUUCAUAGAAAUGAUGACCGGCAACGUAGUUAAACAGAGAAUGUCGGUGCAAGAGUUUCCAUACGUCAGUUACUCUAGCAUAGAAGAUAAAGGCGCCACUCACUCUCUCAAAUCGGACUUACUGUUUUUCGCAGCUGAUCUAGCAAUAUUGCCGGGUUUUUACACAUUAAUGUUACGCACGUUAACUGAAAAGGCGAAUGGAGUACAGGAGCUUAUGAAAAUGACGGGCGUGACUCCUUACGACCUGGCCACGUCUCACGUCCUAAACGCCCUGGUUCCUGGGCUGAUAUACUCGCUGGCCAGCACUGUGCUGAUGAAAAUGGAACCGUCGGCUCUGCUGAUGAAGUCACACUCGUUUCUCAUCUUCUUGGCCAUGUUCCUCCAGAGCUUGUUCACAAUUACUGCGGCGAUGGUCAGCAGUUAUUUGGCGAGACAAGCACCACCUACUGGACUGACAGUAUCAGCGGUAUACAUUUUGCUAACUCUACCGGCGUAUAUCGUCAGUAAUUUGGAUUUGUCUAAAUACAUGGUGUACCCCUGUGGGCUGAUACCUUUCAUGCCGCUCUCCUGGAUCUUCAAAGAAGCUUGUAAACUUGAAGCUAUGGGAACUGGGUUAACGCUCACAACCAUGAUGAAGUCCCACACAGACAUGUCGGGCCCGGCGCUCAUGGCGUACAUCGUCUUCGUCAUCCACAUCAUCCUGUGCGUGGCACUGUUCUGGUACCUGGACCUGGUCAUCCCUGGCUACUAUGGCUCUACGCAUCCGUGGAACUUUCUCUGGCAGAAAGAAUAUUGGUCCAAAACUGCAUCAGACCCAAAUAUCGGGACGGAGAAAAUAGAAAAGCCACUAGCACAGGUUCAAGACCCGCAGUACUUCGAGGAGCCUCCUAAACACCUGGAGGCUGGAAUCAAAGUCAUCAACGUCACCAAGGAAUAUCCUAAGCAUAGGGCACUGGACAACGUAUCUCUAGAAAUUUUUAAAGGUGAAAUCACUAUCCUAUUGGGACACAACGGUGCCGGGAAGAGUACGCUCAUGUCUGUCAUCACAGGUAUGACGGGCGCUACCAAGGGCAAGGUUCUCGUGAAUGGUUUUGACAUGAUGUCUCAUAAGGCGGCAGCGAGACAGCAAAUGGGCCUGUGUCCGCAACAGAACAUGUUCCUUGAAAGUUUAUCAGUCAUUGAGCACGUCAUGUUCUUCACGCUGCUAAACGGUGGCACAUUUGAAGAAGCCCGAAAAUCAUCAAAGAUCCUCUUAGACCAGCUCCAUAUAAAGGAUAAGGCUAAAAACAAAACUUCUCAGCUAUCUGGAGGUAUGCAGAGACGGGUCCAGUUAGCGUGCGCCCUAGCAGGCCAAGCUAGCGUACUAUUGCUGGAUGAGCCAACGUCAGGUUUGGACGUGGAAACCAGGCGUUCGCUUUGGGAUCUGCUAUUGUCCUUGCGAGGGACACGCACCGUCCUGCUGUCGACUCACUUCAUGGAGGAGGCGGACGCUUUAGGCGACCGCGUGGCGGCGUUGCACGCAGGCCAGCUACGAUGCCACGCUACGCCCAUGCACCUCAAGAGGGCCAUAGGUACCGGCUACCGCCUAACGUUCACCACGACCGGACUGCCUAACGAGCCAGCUAUUACCAGUGCUGUCAAGUCUGUGGUCUCGGAGGCCACAGUCAAAGAAUCUGGGUUCAAUUCGAUCUCCUACAACCUACCAUCUGCAAACAGCAAGAACUUCCCCAGCCUAUUUUCAACGCUGGAAUCCCAGAAGACUGAGCUGCGUAUUGAAUCUAUCGGAGUUGGAACGUCUACCCUUGAAGAAGUGUUCCUGAAACUUUGCAGUAAUGUUGAAACUGGUCCAAUAGCGGAGGAUGAAAUCAAAGGAAGGAAAGCGCCCAAGUACAAAAAAUUAAAGGGUAUACCCCUGUACUUCAGACAAAUGAUGGCACUAAUCAAGCGAUAUUUGAGGUUCCUUUGGAUCUACAAAAUCACACAAAUUGGAUUCGGAAUAAUCCGUGUUGUAAUCCUAAUAUUGGUCAUAACCGGUAUCACGAACGACUCCAAACAUCCGAAGAAAGACAAAACGUUUCUGGCCAUGAACCUCGACAUGUACAGACCCUCGUCAGACUACAGGAUCCUGUACAAGAUAGACGGGAACGACUCCGAUCUGAGGCCGCUAAGUGAUCAGUACCCGAGGGUGCAUUUUGAAAGUGCCUCUGACGUUGAUGAAGCUUUGCUUCGUUCUAGUCAGCAAGAUAAAAUGGAGUACAACAACUAUUUAGCUGGAAUAGAACUUAAUGAAACUGAUGCUAAGGUGAUGUACACAACGACAGUACGUCACGCUGCUCCAUCAGCUCUGAACGUACUAUCCAACUUAGUAGCCACCCGCGCGCUACCUUGGGCGGGCGGCCGCACCAUCACCACCUACAACCAUCCUCUGGCUGGCGCAUACACGCCCUACUCCUUUACGGAGAUAAAAGAACCGAAAAGUAUCACCAAUAUUAACCUUUGGAUGUUUUCUACAACUCUCAUGCUUCUCUCGGGCAUCAUCUUCAUGAUCCAACUGCCGUGCAAGGAGGCAGCGGGUGCGCGCCAUAUCCACGCCUUAGCUGGUUGUUCCCCAGAACUUCAUUGGGCUGCCCUGCUGUUAGCAUGUGCACUACAGGUGCUCCUCACGUACGUCGUCACUCUGAUCGUGGCUUGCACCUUCCUGGAUUUUGAUAAGACUUUCUCGGACAUGGAGUUUAUGAUUGCAGCUUCGGUGGUGGUGCUAUUGGGUAGCAUGGCGAUGCUCUCCUUUUCGUACCAGAUCACGAUAUAUUUCUCGCAGGGUCUGGCCGUUGGACUGAUUGCUAUCACAAUGGUUUUUUUCGUUCUCAUAUUUCCAAUACUUCUGGGAUUGGUGCCAUCGACAAGAGUCUUCGAACCAACGGCUGUGAUAGUAAUGCCUCCAUACACCUUCAACCAGGCAAUGGAGGGGUGUACCAUGACGGCAUACCUAAACGCGCUCUGCAAACUUAACAAGGACAAAUGCCCAACUCUCGUGAUGGCUAUCCCGUAUUUUGACGCUGACAAAUGCUGCAAAUCGGUGGACUCCAACCCGUGGUGCUAUUUUUGCUUCCAAGACGUUGCGCCUGGAAAAAAUAUAAUUUAUCUGACCGUCCAAAUCUUCCUGUAUAUGACUGUUGUGAUCUUAAGCCAAAGAGGCAUGUUCUGUGUGAUAUGGGAGAAGACUGUGAACUACACGUACAAGCCAGCAGCCCCGCGAUACAAUGAUAGGAUGGUCAAAGCAGAGCAGGAGUAUGUCAAGAAAACUAUCAAGCUUCCGCCGCAAUAUAUCCCAGACUUAAUGCUGGUGUCAAAAGUGCACAAGAACUACAGAGGCUUGACCAGUAGCUUCACGGCCGUCAAGGGCGUUAGUUUCUCCGUUAAGAGAGGCGAAUGUUUUGGUCUACUGGGCGUAAACGGAGCAGGCAAAUCUACCAUGUUCCGGAUGCUGACUGCAGACAUGUGCCCAACCAAAGGGCGCAUCUUUACUAACGGCCAUGAACUGACGUUUCCGUAUUCCAGUAAGUAUCUGUACUCUCUGGGCUACUGCCCUCAAUUUUGGGGCCUGGACGACUUCUUGACCGGCCGGCAGAACCUGGAUCUCCUUCUCGCGCUCCACGGCCUCAACGAACGCGACACGAAUGCCGAAACAAAGGCCUGGAUCAAACUUGUUGGCCUGGAAAAAUACACGGACCAGCUGGUGUCAGGCUACAGCGGCGGCUGCCUGCGGCGGCUGGCGGCGGCGUGCGCGCUGUGCACGGGCGCGCCGCUCACGCUGCUGGACGAGCCCACGGCCGGCGUCGACGUGGCCGCGCGUCGCCGCGUGUGGUACGCGCUCAAGCGCAGCCUGCGGGAUCAGCAUGCCAUCAUCAUCACCUCGCACAGUUUGGACGAGAUGGAAGCACUGUGCCAUCGUAUCUCCAUCAUGGCUGCCGGUGAGAUAUGCGCGUUGGGCUCUCCCGCCGGACUGCGAGCCGCGUUUGCUUCGGGGCACUCGGUCUACUUGAAGAUCAAGUAUGAACCGGGCGCGUCAAGCAUGAGACACAGAAGAUCUCGACGAAAGGGCAGUAAAACUGUCACUAUAGCACCAAACCCGAAAGCAUAUCGACUAAAAGCCGCGAUAGAGAAGAAAUUCAAGUGUACUCUCAAAGAUGAGCAUAAGACGAUGCUGCACUACCACAUAAACGAGACGAUGGAGUACAGCAAGCUGUUCCAAGAGAUGGAAGAUUUGAAGACCACCUUCUCAGAGUUGAUCGAAGACUAUACCGUCUCGGAGACGACGCUGGAAGAGGUAUUCCUAUCAUUCGCGAAGCCCCAGAACGGUCCAGCGGGUAAAUCUAAAUCGGGGACAAAGCCUAAAGGGAUUCUAAAAGAUGUGUCAGCUGGACCCGCGUAAUUAUUUUUAUCUUCCCUUUUUACGGAUUUGAGCUAUCAUGGUUGCUUUUGAAGUACCAUAAUUCUGAACGUAACCAAGAAGGAAAAAUAAUUACACUGAUCGAAGAUGACUAUGGCAAUAUUAUGUCCCUGUAUUAAAUCAUGAAAUCAUUAACAAACUCAUAGGGGAGUAGUUUUACAUUUUGU
This is a messenger RNA of Ostrinia nubilalis (European corn borer), 4931 nucleotides long. RefSeq names its product phospholipid-transporting ATPase ABCA1-like. Gene Ontology annotation, biological process: lipid transport; transmembrane transport. The transcript is spliced from 31 exons. The coding region runs from base 103 to 4746 and encodes 1547 amino acids. NCBI's taxonomy places the organism in Eukaryota, Metazoa, Arthropoda, Insecta, Lepidoptera, Crambidae. The record is from RefSeq and is a predicted model, not a curated record. Gene Ontology annotation, molecular function: ATP hydrolysis activity; ABC-type transporter activity; lipid carrier activity. Gene Ontology annotation, cellular component: intracellular membrane-bounded organelle; membrane.